Molecule: messenger RNA, 2307 nt
Organism: Patella vulgata (common limpet)
Lineage: Eukaryota; Metazoa; Mollusca; Gastropoda; Patellidae
Product: probable 28S rRNA (cytosine-C(5))-methyltransferase
Exons: 18
Coding region: 95-2050 (651 amino acids)
Biological process (GO): maturation of LSU-rRNA; rRNA base methylation
Cellular component (GO): nucleolus
Molecular function (GO): rRNA (cytosine-C5-)-methyltransferase activity; RNA binding
Source: RefSeq, a predicted model, not a curated record
CCCUCUAAUAACAGACCAAUUUACGGUAGUAGAAAUUUUGUUUUUACUUUCCACGUGUUUUGGAGUCAGUGAAUAAACAUUUCUGUAUAAAAUUAUGGGAAGAAUAAAAGACCCCAGUGAAAGAACAAAGAGUGGUCCAGGUAAAAGAACGAGAAAACAAAAGGAUCCAAAAUGCAAGAUCCUGAAAGACGAAGAAACAUCAUUCAAAGGCAAGAAGCUUGGUGGCCAUAUGAAAAAAAGAUUAAGACAAAGAAUGGUGAAGGAGCAAGAAGCCAAGAAAAAACAGAUGUUAGCACAAAGUAAAGAUGUUGUUAAAGGCAAGAAGAAAAAUUUACCAGAGAAAGAGAAUGGCAAACGACAAAAGAAACCGUUUCUAGGUUCUGAUGGUGAUGAAGAUGAUAGUGAUGAUUCAGACAAUCAAGAUGAUGAUGAUGUUGAGAUGGAAGAAAUGAAUUCUGACAGUGAUGAUAAAAUAACAGAUAAUGAUGAUGAUGAUGAUGACGACAAAAUGAAAGAUGACUUUACUGGAGCUGAUGAUGAUAGCAGUGAUGAUGAUGAUGAUGAUGAUGAUGAUGACGAUGACGAUUUGUUACCUGUAGAAAAGGCCGCAAAGAAAUUGGCUAACAGACAGAAAAAAGAAACGGAUGCAAGUGAAAAAGAAUUGCAAACCAAUAUUGCAAAUACUGAAAAAUUUGUCUUACCAAGUGGACAGGAGAUUGAAAAAGAUUCUCACCAAGCACCUGAUUUGACGAUAUUAAACCAAAGAAUAGCUGAUAUUAUGGAUGUUUUGGGUGAUUUUAAAAACAGACGAGAAGAGGGAAAAAGUCGACCAGAUUAUGUUAAACAAUUAAAAACAGAUUUAUGUUCUUAUUAUAAUUAUAAUGAUUAUAUGAUGGGAAAAUUUAUGAACUUAUUUCCACUGGAGAUAAAAGAAUUUUUGGAAGCUAAUGAAGUUCAGAGACCUGUUACAAUCCGUACAAAUACAUUAAAAACACGACGAAGAGAUUUAGCACAGUCAUUAAUUAAUCGUGGUGUUAACUUAGAUCCUAUUGGUAAAUGGUCUAAAGUUGGUUUAGUAGUUUAUGAUUCACAAGUACCAUUGGGAGCGACACCAGAAUAUUUAGCUGGUCAUUAUCUGAUUCAAGGUGGUGCCAGUUUUUUACCUGUCAUGGCACUUGCACCACAAGAGAAUGAAAAAAUAUUAGACAUGUGUUCAGCCCCUGGUGGUAAGACUACGCAUAUAGCCUCGUUAAUGCGUAAUACUGGGUUAUUAGUAGCUAAUGAUGCUAAUGCUGACCGAGCUAAAGCCGUAGUUGGUAAUUUACAUCGUAUGGGUGUAAUAAAUACAGUGGUCUGUUCUUACGAUGGUAGGGGUUUUCAUGAGUUAUCUAAAGGGUUUGAUAGAGUAUUAUUAGAUGCACCAUGUACAGGUACUGGAGUUAUUUCUAAAGAUCCAGAAGUUAAAGUUAAUAAGACACAUGAUGAUUUUAUGAAAUGUUCAGCUAUACAGAAAGCUUUACUACUAUCAGCUAUAGAUUGUUGUUCAGCUAAAUCUAAAACAGGAGGAUAUAUAGUUUAUUGUACUUGUUCUGUUUCAAUAGAAGAAAAUGAAUGGGUAAUUGAUUAUGCUCUAAAGAAAAGAAAUGUUAAAAUUGUUCCUACAGGUUUAGACUUUGGUGUAGAUGGCUUUGUCAAUUUUCGACAACAUCGUUUUCAUCCAAGUUUAAAAUUAACCAAACGAUUCUAUCCUCACACACAUAAUUUAGAUGGUUUCUUUAUUUGUAAACUGAAGAAAAUUUCAGAUAAAAUUCCUGGAGAUGCUGCUUCAAAAGUUGAAGACAUUCCAUUUGGAAUACCUGAUGAACCAGGUGCUACUUCUGAUGAAAAAGAACAACCCCAAAAAUCAGCAAACAAAAGAAACAGUGCUAAGAAAGGACAGCCACACUUCAAAAAUAAAACAAAAUCGAAUAAGUUUAAUAAAUCUAACAAAUCAUCUAAAUUCAGUGGCAACAAAAAACAGAGUUAUCAAGGAAAAGGCAGAAAUAAAUGAAACAUCAAUCCUGUGAAAUAAAUAAUAUAUAAUGAUGUUGAUGACUGACAAUAUCUGGAUUUUUUCUGCAUAUGGAUAGUGAACCUUUUCCAAACUAAGUGGAAUUCUGUUUCUUUUUACUCUUAUUAUGUAAUGGGAUUAUAAAGAGAGAGACAGAGAGGUGGGGUUUAACAUCCACUCGAAAACUGAAAUACAUCUUUAAUUACUUUAUAGCAAAAUGUGAGCUUGGUUCUCAGUGAUUAAAUGUAUAUCGAAAA